AUGGAUACCAGUGUGCUGGGCGCCCUGCUGGGAUCGGUCUCACGUCUGUACCUAGUCUUUCUGGUUGCCGUGGCUUACCUGGCCAUCGCUCGACUUCGGCAGUACUACCGCCUCAGCCACUUCAAAGGUCCGACUACCGCAGGCAUCUCAUGGUGGUGGCAUUCGAAAGCUGUGUUGAGUGGGCAAGCGCAGCGUUACUACGGUGACGUAACAGAGCGAUAUGGCCCCAUUGCAAGAGUGUCGCCUGAGCACUUGAUAACGAGCGACCCUGAUCUAUGGGCGCAUAUCAACGGCGUCCGGUCGCCGUACCGAAGAGCGCCGUGGUACUACCAUGCCGCACGUUUUGAACCUGGCAAGGACAAUGUCUUCACCGAGUGCGACAAUGAACGCCACGAUGCUAGAAGAAAGAAGAUGCACGCCGGUUAUUCCGGAAAAGAGAAUCCAACACUGGAGCCAUCAAUCGACAGCCAUGUGCAAGAGUUGGUACAACUCGUGCGGACCUAUGCUGCCCAGCCUGCAUCGACAAAGCCAUCCAAAGCAAUGGAUCUUGCCCAGAAGAUUCCCUUUUUCACUCUCGAUGUCAUCAGUCACAUUGGAUUGGGAACCCCUUUCGGCAACCUCAAGGCCAACGAAGAUGUAAACGACUAUCUCAAAUCCUCCGAAGAAGGCUUAAAAAUUGGCAACACGGCCUUCGCCAUGGGUCUAGCCUGGAUGCGUGAAACCCCCGUCAUUGGGCCUGCGAUCAGUCCUUCGGAGAAGGACCUCACAGGCUACGGUCGCAUGAUGGCAGAAGCACGCAAGAUAGUCGAUGCCCGAAAGUCCAAGUCGAUAGAAGGCAAAUCCGACAUGCUCGCCUCAUUCAUCCGCAAUGGUGUAGCCGGCGACGAUCUUUUCCAAGAAGCCUUCGAGCAGAUCCUCGCAGGCUCCGACACCACUGCAGCCGCCAUCCGAAUCAUACUGCUCUACAUCACGACGCACCCACGCGUGUACGCCAAACUGCAAGCCGAGAUCGACGACGCAGUGAAAUCUGGCCUCGCUCCCGCAGCCCCAGACAUCAUCCCCGACACUGCAGCCCGCAAGCUCCCUUACCUCGCCGCCGUCGUGCGGGAGGGCAUGCGCGUCCACCCACCCGUCGUGAACCUCUUCUCCCGCAUCACCCCGGCCGGCGGCGACGCCGUCACCGUGCAGGGCAAAGAGUACUUCAUCCCCGGCGGCACCAUGGUCGGCUACUCAGCGUGGAGCAUGCACCGCAACAACACAUCACUCUACGGCGACGACGCAGCCGUCUUCCGACCCGAGCGCUGGUUCGUCGACGAGUCGAACCCUGCCGACAAGGCUAGGCUGAGGGACAUGGUCAAGACCAACGACAUGAUCUUCGGCUACGGCAGGUGGGUGUGCCUGGGCAGGAACAUCGCGCUGAUUGAAGUGCACAAGUGUGUGUUUGAGCUGCUGAGGCACUUUGACCUCGCGCUGUCGAAUCCGACGGAGCCGUGGAAGACGCAUAAUAGUCUGGGGCUGUGGGAGAUCAAGGAUAUGUGGGUCGAUGUUACGGCGCGGUCGUGA
Messenger RNA from Ascochyta rabiei, 1563 nucleotides. RefSeq lists its product as uncharacterized. The transcript is spliced from 3 exons. Bases 1 to 1563 code for a protein of 520 amino acids. Gene Ontology annotation, molecular function: heme binding; iron ion binding; monooxygenase activity. NCBI's taxonomy places the organism in Eukaryota, Fungi, Ascomycota, Dothideomycetes, Pleosporales, Didymellaceae. The record is from RefSeq and is a predicted model, not a curated record.